AUGGCAAUGCCAACCUAUGCAAUGUCAUGUUUCAAGCUUCCAGUCAAACUAUGUAAAGACAUUCAUGCUAUUAUGGCAAGGUUCUGGUGGAGGGAGGAGAAUGGCAAAAGGAAAGUGCAUUGGUGUUCAUGGAAAAAGAUGGCAAAGGGAAAGCACAGUGGUGGCUUAGGAUUUAAAGACUUACAAGGCUUUAAUAAAGCUCUGUUGGGUAAACAAAUCUGGAGGCUUCUCACCUGCCCAAACUUGCUGAUGAGCAAGGUGAUGAAAGCCAAGUACUAUCCACAUGGAUCACCUCUAAGCUGCGAAGUCAAAGGCAACUCCUCCUGGAUAUGGAAAAGCAUGAUGGGAGCAAGAGAGGAGGCAAGGAGAGGUGCAAGGAAGAAAAUAGAAGCGGGACAGAUUCUCAAAAUCCCUAUAAGCCUGACGGGUAGACCAGACUGCUAUUUUUGGAGCCAUAGUGAGAAUGGACAGUACACAGUUAAGUCAGCAUAUGAAACAAUAACAAGAGAGAAAAAACUGUUGGAACUAAACGGCAAAGUCAAGGGAGAGACAAGCUGGGAGGGAAGGAGUGGGAAAGUCUGGAAACAGCUUUGGAAGAUGAAGAUAAAGCACAAACAAAAGCUGCUUGUAUGGAAAAUCCUGCACCAAGCCUUGCCAUGUAGGGAAGCACAUCAUAAACGAACAGGCAAAUGUGAUAUAAUCUGCAAGAUAUGUGGGAAAAAUAGUGAAACAGUGGAGCAUAUCUUCUUUCAUUGUAAACAAGCACAAAUGAUAUGGCGGAUGGCGCCCCUCCAGUGGGAUGGACUUAAGGAGCACACUGCUGAUUUCAGGCGAUGGUGGACCAUGUUAAUGGAAGUGCAGACGCAAAAGGAGGGGAGGGAGCACAUAAACUUAACAGUGGACAUCCUUUGGCAGAUCUGGAAAGCCAGGAAUGCAGCUGAAUUUGAUGGCAAGGAUACACAUCCAAUGGAAGUUAUUAGGAAAGCAAUUAAGGACUGGGAGAAGUAUCACCAAUCACAACAAAUACAACAUCAGCUGAGCAUAUCCGAAACAGAAACAGUACAAGAUGAGGAGGAACGGAUGGGGGAGAAUGAUUACUUGCUGAACAUGAGCGUGGAAGUGGGUCAACAUGUGGAAGGCCAAAAUAUGGGAAUUGGAGUUGCAACACAAAACAAUUGGAACCAAAAAUGCGAAACUUGGAUACUAAAUGAGAGAAGCACUGGAUCAGCAGUGCAGGACAAUCUUUUGGCCAUCAAACUGGCACUUUAUAAGCUAAAGGAGAAAGGAUGGCAGCAUAUCAAGAUCCGAACACCAUGCAUUCAAGUUCUAAAUAUCAUACGGUAUCAAGCUUUUAGUAACUUAAAGCUGGCAACUCACCUGGAGGAUAUAAAAGAUCUUUGCUCAAUGUUUAGGAAAUGCUCAUUUGAUAGAUUACCUGGUGAUAAGGAUAGACUCGGUGCUAAACUGAGUAGAUUAGCCAUACUUCUUCUUUGA
Messenger RNA from Coffea eugenioides, 1494 nucleotides. RefSeq lists its product as uncharacterized. NCBI's taxonomy places the organism in Eukaryota, Viridiplantae, Streptophyta, Magnoliopsida, Gentianales, Rubiaceae. The record is from RefSeq and is a predicted model, not a curated record. The coding region runs from base 1 to 1494 and encodes 497 amino acids. The transcript is spliced from 2 exons.